CUUCGACCUGAACGUCUGUCGCGUUUCGGAGUCCAUUAGCUUUCACCGAUCCCCUUCACUUCUCAGCACUCAAGUACUUUUGCGCGACGGGACUUGUUCCCUCUACGUACUCAACUCGAAGUAACCGACGCGAAAUCUCUCCAACCUGCCACAUUCACAUUCUAGCCGCAUACAGCUUCCGAAGCUCCGCAGUGAUGGCUCCCCGGGGGCCCGCGAAAGCUCGCGACUACGACUACGCCAACGUUGGGAAAGCCGGAAGGCGCACAGGCAUAAUCUUGAAAGAAGGGAGGCGUGAUGAAUUCGGCAUGGAAGAAGUCGAUGGCAUCUUCUCCUCUCCUGAAAAUUCUCCGGUGAGAGAGAACGGGUUCGGCACCCGAAACGAAGCCUCGAUCGGCUCAGAUGGCAUGUCCAUGGACGAGGGAAAUGGGCCUGGCCCUGCAGAUUUCUUGAACGGCAGACGUGGCUCUUAUUUUCCUCCUCCUGUCGCACGAUCCCCUAUGAAAACUGGGCUCACGGGCUCCCCACGGCGAACACCUGGUCUGCGAUCUUCCCAGAGUCCACAGCGCAACCACCCCUCUUCCAGUCCUUCCGAUGGGAAAGGACUGGGGAUCGCUAAGGGCGAGCCACGGCGCGAUGUAUCCCCGCUCACUAACCGUUCCGUGAACGCGACGCCGUCUAUGAACCAUCUACACAACGCGCGCGUUAGCAAGAAAACUGAUAUUGUUGCCCAAAAGCUUACGGAUGUGGGCUACUCCGACACUGAUGCAAGCGUUCAGUCGAGUGGGGACGAGAAUGCCCAUGCUCUGGGACAGGAACGUGAUCAGGCGGUGGAUAAUAUUCAUGCCGACGAUGACGCCCUGAUGCAGGAGCAAACAGGCUACUUGAGUUCGGAUGGGGCAAAUCCCGAGUCUCCAUUCAUUGUCGCCUCCAAUGCACGCGGGAGACGUCAGUCAAAGGAUCCCUUGAUGACACAUGGGAAUGGCAUAAGAAAGAAUCUGCAUACUUCGACUCUCUCUGAUACAGUACAACUAGAUGUCACACAAAAGCGCAAACGCCCAGGCAGGCCUCCAAAGACACAGCGCAAGAAUAUUUAUGAUACAGAGGAACAGAGAUCAACGAAGAAACCUAGAGUAAUGGAUCAGACUGAUCGAACGUCAAGUUCACCUGACGACGCCCAGUUGGAUAGAGUGGUGGAAAACUAUAUCAACCGCACAGGACCACUGAAAGGCCGGGGCUUGUAUGUACUGAAGCGCGAAGCCCCUUCAGACGACACUACCACGCACACCCGAUCGGGCCGUGUCUCGGUAAGGCCUCUCGCUUACUGGAGAAACGAGCGAUGCGUCUAUGGCGAUGGCGAGGCUGUAGAAGGCCAGAGAUUUCCAUUGUCAACCAUCAAGGAGAUCAUCCGCACAGAAGAGCUUGAGCCAGAGAAGCCACGAUCGAGCAAACGCCGCCCCUCAAAGAAGUCUCGAGCUCGAGAUGACGACUCUGAUGAAGAUGCAGCUUUUUUUGACCCCUGGGAAAAAAAAGGUGGAAUUUUGCAUGGUUAUGUCAGAAAGUGGGAUCCGGAAACUCAGACGGCAGGGGAGCCAGACAUCGUUGACCUCGCAUAUGCCCCCUCUGGAAUGGAGACCAAAAGCGUUAAGGACUCGUCGUGGCGGUUCGCUAAACUCAUCAGCUCCCCCUUCAUGGGGUCCGGUAUCGUUGAGUUGCCGCCUGGCGGAGUGAAAAAGCCCAAGAACUCAAAAAAGAUGCAUAUGGUAUUCUACAUCUGCAAUGGACGCGUGCAAGUGGAUGUGUCAGGGGUUCGCUUCAGCGCGGGCAAGGGCUGUGUAUUCCAAGUUCCCAGAGGCAACUAUUACAGCUUCGCCAAUACGCACAAUAAGGAUGCGCGCUUAUUCUUCACACAGGGCUGUCUUCCUGAGAAUGAUGACUCUGCUCCUGGCUCUGCGACAAAAGCUGGUAUCAUGGAAGCAGAUUCUAGCACGCCAACAGGGCGCCCCACGACUAUGGGGAAAGGUAGGCCCAGGGGCAAGCAGAAAAAUGGGCCUGGUCGCAUAGCGACAUAAGUGCCCGUGUGUGCUAAGGGCACUAUCCUUACAGCUGUCUAGGUUCUCUUUCUUCACUCUCUCGAUGAUCUGUACAACUUUCUACUCGCCUUCCCAUUGGAGUGGUGGCUUCUGAAUUAGCGAAUGUGUCACGCAAUUGCUGGGAUGAUAAGGAUGUAUUUCGUCAUUGUUUCUCUCCAUUCUCCUUAGUGCCGCGGCGUGAGAGCCCGGAGGUUCUUGUUCCGACUACAAGCUUUAUUGGAAUAUUGUGGUUAAUCUACUAGUUAGUGCAGAUUUGUAUUGCAAUAUG
Aspergillus homomorphus CBS 101889 is the source of this 2358-nucleotide messenger RNA. Its product is annotated as Cupin domain protein. The record is from RefSeq and is a predicted model, not a curated record. Bases 195 to 2069 code for a protein of 624 amino acids. Gene Ontology annotation, molecular function: centromeric DNA binding. Lineage: Eukaryota; Fungi; Ascomycota; Eurotiomycetes; Eurotiales; Aspergillaceae. Gene Ontology annotation, cellular component: kinetochore. The transcript has 5 exons. Gene Ontology annotation, biological process: kinetochore assembly; spindle attachment to meiosis I kinetochore; attachment of mitotic spindle microtubules to kinetochore.